Messenger RNA from Suricata suricatta (meerkat), 2720 nucleotides. RefSeq names its product protocadherin beta-14-like. The transcript has 2 exons. Gene Ontology annotation, biological process: homophilic cell-cell adhesion. Gene Ontology annotation, cellular component: plasma membrane. Bases 69 to 2144 code for a protein of 691 amino acids. The record is from RefSeq and is a predicted model, not a curated record. Gene Ontology annotation, molecular function: calcium ion binding. Lineage: Eukaryota; Metazoa; Chordata; Mammalia; Carnivora; Herpestidae.
UAUUUGUUCAAAGAGAAAAAAUAAUUUUAAACAAUUCAUAGAAACACAUGGUGGCGCUGUAGGAUAAGAUGAAAUCAGUGCAAGGACAACACUGUGGGCUCCAUUAUUCAGAGAAACAGAGAACAUCCAAGCCACUGAGAAGACAGGUAAUAAAGGAGUUUCAUCUACUAAAGCUGUUGGAGGGCUAUAUAUCGUUCAGGGGAGUUCGUAUUUUUAAAAAUUCAGGUUCAGCUUCCAAAAUUAGGGCUGAACUUAAUUUUUUCUACAAAAGAGAAGGAGCCAUGGAGAUCAAAGGGGUGCUCACUCUGCAGAAAAGGCAAGUCCUGAUUCUCUUUGUUUUGCUGGGAUUAUCUCAGGCAGGCCCUGAAUUGGUGCGAUAUUCGGUGGCAGAGGAAACAGAAGUUGGUUCUUUUGUGGCAAAUCUUGCAAAAGAUCUAGGGCUUGGGGUGGAGGAGCUGUCCUCACGGGAGGCCCGGGUAGUGUCUGAUGAUAAUGAAAAGCACUUGCAACUUGAUUUACUGACGGGGAAUUUGCUCCUAAAUGAGAAACUGGACCGAGAAGAGCUCUGUGGCUUCACCGAGCCGUGUGUGCUACAUUUCCAGAUGGUAUUGGAAAAUCCUUUACAGUUUUUUCGGGGUGAGCUGCAUGUCAAAGACAUAAAUGAUCACUCCCCUAUGUUUCUGGACAAGGAAAUACUUAUUAAAAUAUCAGAAAGUACCAGUAGUGGAACCACGUUCCUAAUGGAGAGUGCCCAAGAUUUGGAUGUAGGAACCAACAGUCUCCAAAACUACACAAUUAGCCCUAAUUCUCAUUUCUACAUUAAAAUUCAAGACAGUGGUGAUGGAAAGAUAUACCCAGAACUGGUCCUGGACAGAGCAUUAGAUCAUGAGGAGGAGCCUGAGCUCACAUUAACACUCAUAGCACUGGAUGGUGGAUCUCCACCCAGGACUGGGACAACUUUGGUUCUCAUCAAGGUCUUGGAUAUCAAUGACAAUGCCCCUGAGUUUGCUCAGAGGCUCUAUGAAGUGCAUGUCCUGGAAGACACACUUGUUGGCUCCUGGAUUAUCACCAUUUCUGCUAAGGAUUUGGAUUCAGGAAAUUAUGGGAAAAUAUCAUACACAUUUUUUCAUGCAUCAGAAGAUAUUCGUAAAACAUUUGGAAUCAAUCCAAUAUCUGGGGAGGUUCACUUGAGAUCAUGCCUGGAUUUUGAAGUAAUACCAUUCUACACUAUAAAUAUUCAGGCAACAGAUGGUGGGGGUCUUUCAGAAGAAUGCACUCUUCUGGUUAAUGUAAUAGAUAUAAAUGAUAAUCCACCAGAAGUGACCAUCUCAUCAUUUACAAAGACAAUUCCAGAGAACGCCUCCGAGACUCUGGUUGCUCUUUUCAGUGUCCGAGACCAAGACGCUGGGGACAACGGGAGGAUGGUUUGCUCUAUUCAAGACGAGCUCCCUUUUUUCCUGAAACCAACCUUUAAGAACUUUUUCACUCUAGUUUCGGAAAAAGCACUGGACAGAGAGACAAAAUCCGAGUACAACAUCACCAUCACCGUCACUGACUUGGGGACCCCCAGACUGAAAACGCAGCACAACAUAACCGUGACGGUCUCCGACGUCAACGACAACGCCCCCGCCUUCAGCCAAACCACCUACACCCUGCGGGUCCGCGAGAACAACAGCCCCGCGCUGCACAUCGGCAGCGUCAGCGCCACAGACAGCGACGCGGACGUGCUGCUGGUGGACGGCUUCUCGCAGCCCUACCUGCCGCUGCCGGACGUGGCGGCGGCCGAGGCGCCGGCCGACCCGCUCACCGUCUACCUGGUCAUCGCCUUGGCGUCCGUGUCGUCGCUCUUCCUGUUCUCGGUGCUGGUGUUCGUGGCGGUGCGGCUGUGCAGGCGGAGCCGGGCGGCGUCGGCGGGCCGCUACCCGGUGCCGGAGGGCCACUUUCCGGGCCACCUGGUGGACGUCAGCGGCACGGGGACGCUGUCCCAGAGCUACCAGUACGAGGUAUGUCUGACGGGAGGAACUGGGACAAAUGAGUUUAAAUUUCUGAAGCCAAUUAUCCCCAGCCUUCCUGUCCCUGACACUGGGAGGAAUAUAGGGGGAAAUGAGAACUUGAGAAAUAGCUUUGGAUUCAACAUUCAAUGACAUAAUUUUUUUAAAGUUUGACUAUUUUGUUAUUCUUGACAAUCUGUGGAUACUCUUUGCCAAUCUGUAAUGGAUAUUAGGUUGUACUUUAGUUGCAUGUAUUAUCAUUUCUUGCGCUGCUCUUAACAGCUGCGUUAAAAAUCUUUAUUAGUGGCCAUAAUGAAAUGGAAAUAUAAUCUAUGCUUUUGGGUCCCCCCUCCCCACUUAUUUGAUUGUACAUGGUACAUUAAUAGAGUUAUUAGUAUUUUUUUGUUGUGAUAAUGACACUGAUUUGCAAAACAAUGUUACUAAUUAUAUGGAGGUACAAACUGAUGUAUUAAGAGUGAAUGCCACAGUAUAUGUGAUUGACUUCUAGGCAUUUCAUUAAAUCCUAAAGCAAAAAUAAAAAGUGCUGUUGGAUCUGAGUGGAAGCCUAUUGGAUUUUAUUGCACUAUUCACGUUGCAAAUUUUCAUCAUAAAGUGUAAAACAUAUACCCCUCCAUAUUCAGAAUCUAGGAUACCUUAUUUGCUUGCUUUCUGUCGUGUUUUUGAAGAAUUCAGUUUAUGACAAAAUAAAAGUGACCGGAUUGAAAAUUA